Molecule: messenger RNA, 672 nt
Organism: Closterium sp. Naga37s-1
Lineage: Eukaryota; Viridiplantae; Streptophyta; Zygnematophyceae; Desmidiales; Closteriaceae
Source: the annotation of a GenBank genome assembly
AUGGCGCGCAGCCGCAACUACAACCAGCCAGGGCAGUACCGGGGAGUGAGGAAGCGCGGGGAAUUUCGUUACGUUGCAGAGAUUAAAGACACCAAGGCUGGGUUCCGCAGGUGGCUGGGUACGUUUCCUUCCGCGGAGGAAGCCGCCCGCGCGUUUGACGAAGCUGCUUUGAGUAUCCGAGGAUCAAAGGCAAAGCUUAACUUCCCGAGGCAUAUUCAGAGAAGGGGAGGGGUAGUAGGUUCUGAUUCUGUAGAGAUUUUAGGAGCAACGGCUGGGAUGGAAGCAGCAGGAAGGGAUUCAGGGGUGGAUGGUGGAGGAAUAGGUAUGGGAGGGCAAACACAUCAUGGGCUGGUGCAAUUGUGGGACUGGGAGGAGGAGGAGGAGGAGGAGGAGGAGGAGGAGGAGGAGGAGGAGGAGGAGGAGGAGGAGGAGGAGGAGGAGGAGGAGGAGGAGGAGGAGGAAGAGGAGGAGGAGGAGGAGGAAGAGGAGGAGGAGGAGGAGGAGGAGGAGGAGGAGGAGGAGGAGGAGGAGGAGGAGGGGAAGGAGGAGGAAGAGGAGGAGGAGGAGGAGGAGGAGGAGGAGGAGGAAGAGGAGGAGGAGGAAGAGGAGGAGGAGGAGGAGGAGGAGGAGGGGAAGGAGGAGGAAGAGGAGGAGGAAGAGGAGGAGGGGUAG